AUGCCCCUCCAAGCCCUCAGUGUUCCCCGCACUGCUGCCCGCAUGGUUCCCCUUGGCCCUGUGGGUGGUCUCGCUGUCGGGCUCUACCUGGAGGCUGCCUGCGGUCUCAGGAAAAGCUUUCUGGUCGCCGAUGGGGGGUUUUGUGCUGUUCUGCCCGGCGAUUGA
Messenger RNA from Gaeumannomyces tritici R3-111a-1, 165 nucleotides. RefSeq lists its product as hypothetical. NCBI's taxonomy places the organism in Eukaryota, Fungi, Ascomycota, Sordariomycetes, Magnaporthales, Magnaporthaceae. The coding region runs from base 1 to 165 and encodes 54 amino acids. The record is from RefSeq and is a predicted model, not a curated record. The transcript has a single exon.